AUGAAUUUGGUAAACUUGGUUUCGAAUGAGCAGGAGCAGCGAAGAAUUCUUCCUCAUCGACCAGUAGUGCCAAUGUGUUGGCUGCGAAAAACGGUACGACGCCGAACGCCAGAUCGGUUACAUUUGUGGACGAAGCAGACACACCAUCCUCUCCGAAGAGCAAACCUAAACCGAAGGAAAAAUCAAAAAACACGAUGGGGGCUACUGCUGCUGCUGCAUAUAACGUUGGAAGCAGCAAGGGCAAGACCACGACCGGGGCGAAAAAGAAGUGAGGCGCGUUUGUGGUUUGUUGUACAAAGAGCUCCAACUUAGAUUGGGUGUCACGCAGGUCGCAGCUGCAGCUCGUCCUUGUGCGAAGGAAGAAGAGUCGAUUUUUAUAUCCAGCAUUCAACUUUAUGAUUUUGUAAUGCGGUAAUUACAUCACGAUUAUACCAGUAGUGAAUCAUCUCUCCCUUUCUCUAGUGCUCCCGCCACCGAAUGAAGAUCUUCGGAAGGAAGUGUAAUUAGGCUCAUGUAGCGCAAUCUAUUUCACCAAGAGCUUCUAUCAAUAUAGCAUUGUGUGUAUAUAAACUGCAAAACACCAAAGUUUAUGAUUUUGUACGUACGCGUUGCUGUAUUGACUCGCCCAACGUACAGCUGCUGCUACAGCUACUACAGACACCAAUAGAAGCAGCUUGUGUCUAAUUAAUUUCGACAACUUCUAUCUAAUUAUAAUGACAGUCACAGUGCCUUCUUCUGGGUCGGCCCAUCAAUAAAAAUGUGUCCCAGGUAAAAUAUGAGUCGGAAAAAAGACAGCCGGACCGUGCGAAGAAACAGAAAGAAACCCUCUUACGGCCGACUGGACAGUUUCAGUUAGGGACAUUGAUACUAACUUUGGAAGACCAUCUUCCAGUGCAAUACUAAUCCCACACUCCUGACUUUGUACAAAUAAUGAGCGUAUACGAAUGUAAGCAGACUGGUCCUAUUGUUAUAGAAAAGAUUUUUAUCUCCUUGUAAAAGAAUCCUUAUCAUUAUCUUACCUUUACUCGAUCAUAGUGUGCUAAUUACCGUGGGGAAAAAGCAGUAAGUAAAGGUAAAGCGAGAAGCGAAACAGACGAACUCACGAGGAAAGAAACUCUGAACAGGACGAAAUGUUGCGUAGCCCGUGCGGUUUUUCCCAACCGCCCGAUAGAUAGAUAGAUAG
Amoebophrya sp. A120 is the source of this 1183-nucleotide messenger RNA. The record is from the annotation of a GenBank genome assembly. Lineage: Eukaryota; Dinophyceae; Syndiniales; Amoebophryaceae.